Eucalyptus grandis is the source of this 1849-nucleotide messenger RNA. RefSeq names its product glycosyltransferase BC10. The coding region runs from base 531 to 1628 and encodes 365 amino acids. Gene Ontology annotation, cellular component: membrane. The record is from RefSeq and is a predicted model, not a curated record. Lineage: Eukaryota; Viridiplantae; Streptophyta; Magnoliopsida; Myrtales; Myrtaceae. The transcript is spliced from 11 exons. Gene Ontology annotation, molecular function: glycosyltransferase activity.
GAGGUUGAGAGAGGUGGGAGGGAUCUGAUCUCCCGCACCGCACGCAACCCGCAAGAAAAAAUAUCGCACCUUUACGACUCCAUCGCCGUCACCCUCCCCUCCUCCCAAUAACUAACAAGAGGCAGCAGCCUCUCUAGUCCGAGCAGUCUCCAACGCCAGCUCAUCUCUUUCUCUCUCGGUCUCACUUUUUUUCCUUUCCAAGUCUCUUCUCAGUCCACUCCCGAAGAACUCCCUUCCCACGCGGCGGUUGCGGUCGCGGUACCGCUAGCUUCCCGUGCUCUCCCCAAUCGGCGCGCCAUCCAGACCUCGUGAUCCCUUCGAAUUCCGUCGAUUCUCGCGCUCCGCGGAUCUCGUCGGAUCUCUCGUCGGCGUAAUUCCAGCGCCGGGGUGCGGGAAGUCUCGGCCGGCGAGAGGAAGCGGCGGCCGCGUGCCGGAGCGAGCUCGGAGGGCCGCGAGCUCCUUCGCGUUGAUGCGCGUGUGUGUGCGGCGGAUAGGAUGGGGAGAGGAUCCGAGUGAGGCGGGCGGUCUAGAUGAAGCGGAAGGGGAACCAGCAGAAAUCUCAGCACCGAUGGAAGAGGAAGCUGUUCGCGGCGGUUCUGCUAGGGCUGUGCUUCGCGAGCCUGAUGCUGAUGCAUACUCAGUACGCUCGCGUCGUGAAGCUGGCCGCGCUGCGCUAUCGCUCCGCUCCGAAGCACAAGAUCGCCUUCCUGUUUAUAGCGCGGAAUCGGCUCCCCUUGGACAUUGUUUGGCACGCGUUUCUCCAGGGUGAGGAGGACAGAUUUUCAAUUUUUGUCCAUUCAAGGCCUGGAUUUGUAUUGAACAAGGCAACUACGAGAUCGGUCUAUUUUUUAAAUCGGCAAGUUAAUAACAGUGUAAAGGUGGAUUGGGGAGAAGCAAGCAUGAUAGAAGCAGAGCGUAUUCUUCUUAGACAUGCACUGGAAGAGCCUUCUAAUGAACGCUUUGUUUUUCUGUCAGACAGCUGCUUACCUCUAUAUAACUUCAGCUACACAUAUGACUAUAUAAUGUCAACAGCAACUAGUUUUGUUGACAGCUUUGCAGAUACAAAAGAGGGCCGUUAUAAUCCAAAAAUGGAUCCAAUUAUACCUGUCCAUAACUGGAGGAAAGGAUCUCAGUGGGUUGUUCUGACCAGAAAACAUGCUGAAGUGGUGGUCAAGGAUGAUACAGUCUUUCCGACCUUUCAGUUGCACUGCAAGAGGAAGUCACUACCUGAGUUUUGGAGGGAUCGUCCCCUACCAGUCGAUGGAUCAAAGGAGCACAAUUGUAUACCUGAUGAACAUUACGUGCAGACCCUACUUGCUGAAGGCCUCGAAGAAGAAAUUACACGAAGAUCACUGACACAUUCUUCAUGGGAUCUUUCAUCCUCUAAAGACCGUGAGCGUCGUGGAUGGCAUCCUGUGACUUACAAGUUUUCUGAUGCUACUCCGAAGCUAGUUCAAUCCAUAAAGGAUAUUGAUAACAUCAACUAUGAGACAGAAAACCGAAGAGAAUGGUGCAGCAGCAAAGGGAAGCCAUCGCGGUGCUUCCUAUUUGCAAGAAAAUUCACCCGGCCUGCUGCACUCCGGCUUCUAAAUAAUUCGGUGCUGGGACCUUCCAGAGAUAAUUUGUAAAUCCUGACCGGAAUGAAUUAUACACAGCUUUCUUUAUGUAUUAGAAUAGCUUUAGUCAGAUCCAGCUCACGCAAAGAAUGUCGUGUAAUAUGUGUGUAGAAUAAAGGUAAAGGUUGUAGCUUCAGGAGAAGGAAAUAUAGAAAAAAUACGUUAUACAGUGUAUGAGCGGUUGUAAUUGUUUGGCACUUCAAGCAAUAAAAGAGAGGAUGGUUUUCCCGUUA